AUGGAAACAUCAAGCAUAGAGGGGUGUGGUAAGAUGGACAGGGGUGUAGAGACAUCAAAGGGUGGUUGUAGUGAUUCAGGGUAUCUGGGUGGUUGUGAAAGGUCGAAUCACAGGGCACCGGCAACAGAGAGUGGGCAUAUGUUGGUCGAACAUAUGGUUAGUCAAAGUAGUGAUGAUAAUGGUGUUGACAUGAUUGCACCAAGGAAAGAAGAUGUUAUGGGGAAAGAGUUUAAAACGAUAGAAUUAGCGGAAGAAUAUUAUAUGAAUUAUGCAAAGGGCAUUGGAUUUAGCGUGAGAAAAGAUAAAUUGGUUCGAAAUUCGGAAAGGAAAGUAUGUAGGAGACGGUGGUGUUGUUCUAAAGAAGGUUUGAGAAAUGAGAAGUUUAAUGAUCGAUCAGAUAGAAUUCGACCACCGAAGGAUCUGUACAAUAAGUUGGAUGCAUCAUACAGGGAAAUUUUACUCGACGGUGACACAGAAGCCGCACUCUGUUACUUGAAAGCGAAAGGAGCAAUGGAUCCAGAAUUCUUUUGUAAGUUCAGUGUUGACGAGGAAAAUAGGCUUGGUAAUUUGUUUUGGAUGGACUCCACUUCACUUUUGGAUUACAUUGCCUAUGGCGGCGUCCUCAUAUUCGACAGCACAUACAAAACAAAUGUUUAUGACAAGCCCCUAGUGUUGUUUGUCGGUUCGAACAACUAUCGGUCUACUGUAAUGUUUGGUUGCGCAUUAUUGCAGGACGAGAUAUUUGAAACUUACAAGUGGUUAUUGGAAACAUUCACGGCAUCCAUGAAAGAUAAGAAGCCAAUAUCAAUAUUGACGGAUGGCGAUGAGGCGAUGCGUAAAGCCAUUGAUAAUGUGUUUCCCAUGUCUAACCAUCGAUUGUGCUCAUGGCAUAUGUCAAGGAAUGCACAGAAUAACUUGAAGGAUGAUGAAUUGCUAAGAAAUUUUCAGGUUUGGGAACCAUUUGCAUUGGACGAGUUUGAGAAGAAAUGGGAGGUUUUGAGGGAAAGAGCGAGUACUCCGAAACAAAAAGAAUGGUUGGAAAUGAUGUAUGAAAAAAGAGACUCAUGGGCUGAAUCAUGUAUGAGAGGAAAAUUUUUCGGUGGUAUGUGCACCACUCAACGUGUGGAGUCCAUGAACAAGUAUGUGAAAGAUUACUUGAGGAAAGACGUGAAGUUGUUUGAAUGUAUUCCAGCAAUCGAUAGGGCUAUGUUACGUCUUAGGAAUAACACGGCGAAGGAUGGUUUCAACGCAAAGUACUCAACACUAGUCCUUAAAACUGCAUUGACAAAACUAGAGCAACAAGCUUCUCUGAUUUACACGCAUAGGUGCUUUGUAUUGGUACGUCAUGAGAUCGAAUCUUGUUCAGCACUCACCCAUGAUAAUGUGAUGCAUAAUUUUGGAGGUCAUGUAUACGUAUUGUCCAAAUAUGGUGAACCGCAUAAUAAUUGGACUUGUAUUUACCACAGUGGGGAAAAUAUGCGGAUAGAGUGUGGAUGCCGGGAAUAUGAAAGUGAAGGGAUCCCAUGUUGCCACCUGUUUUAUGUAAUGAAGUGCGAGCACCUUACGAAAAUUUCUCCAGCACUCAUAAUGAAGAGAUGGACAAAGAGUGCCGAAACUGAUACAUGUAUGGAAUUUAUCGGCAAAGGUAAAGACACUACCAACGAAGUUGUAGAAAUUGUGAGGUAUAGAAGUUUAAAUGCUAUGUCAAACAAAGUUUGUUUUUAUGCAUCGAAGAGUGCAGAGGGUUAUGCCAUGUUGAUGAAUGAGUUUAGUAGAUGGGAGGGAUUUUGUGAAGGCUUACGGCAAAAGGAAGAAAAGACAAGUCUGAAAUUGGGUACUGCUGACCAAUGUCCUACAAAUAUUGUGAAAGAUCUAAAUAUUGUUAAGACAAAAGGCACUCAAGCAAGGCAAGGUGGAACGCGCAAGUGUCGAAAUGUCAUUUGUGUCGCGGAUAUGGACAUACAAAGCGUAAUUGCUCUCAAAGAAACUUGCAUCCAAGUAGAAAUGCAUGUGUCAAUAUCCCAUCAGGUAGUGAAAGCUAUCAGUAUAGUUCUGAUAAAGGGCCGUCCUCGAACAUUAGCUACAGUUAUCCUAGUCAAAUGGUUUCUCAAUGCAGAGGCACAAUUGGUUUUUCUACUGCAGACCCAACCGGUUCUACUCCGAACAGUGACGAUGGUUUCUCAUUCGACAAUGGUGAACCUAAUUCCCUAG
This is a messenger RNA of Prunus armeniaca (apricot), 2211 nucleotides long. Lineage: Eukaryota; Viridiplantae; Streptophyta; Magnoliopsida; Rosales; Rosaceae. The record is from the annotation of a GenBank genome assembly.